This is a messenger RNA of Eupeodes corollae, 1035 nucleotides long. RefSeq lists its product as uncharacterized. The transcript has 3 exons. Lineage: Eukaryota; Metazoa; Arthropoda; Insecta; Diptera; Syrphidae. Bases 113 to 916 code for a protein of 267 amino acids. The record is from RefSeq and is a predicted model, not a curated record.
UUUAAUAUUCGUUUUUGUAUAUUAUUGAACCACAACCGGAGACAACCACAUCAUUUCAAGCUUCAAAAGUUCAAGAACCGUAAAAAGUUGUUCAAUAAGAGUAUAUUAUAAUAUGUUUAAACAUGAAUUUUAUCCUAUCGCAACGCUUAUUGCAGUCCUUAAUAUUUUCUGUACCAAGGUAAUUGGUCAUGGAAUGCUUUUAGAUCCUGUUAGUCGUUCAUCUAGGUGGCGAUAUGAUGAAUCAGCCCCGAAAAAUUACGAAGAUAACAUGCUCAAUUGUGGAGGAGCCGAUGUAAUGUGGGGUACUAAUGCUGGUGAAUGUGGAUUGUGUGGAGAUGAUUACAGUUUACCAACACCUCGUCCCAAUGAACUGGGUGGAACCUUUGGAGAGGGAGUAAUUACCAAACAGUACGUUAAUGAAUACCAGGUCGAAUUGGGCAUACAAGUCAUCGUAAACCACAUGGGUUUCUUCUACUUCGAUAUUUGCAACUUGGACGAGUUUCAUGAAGAAUCUGAGGAUUGUUUUAAGGAAAAUCCCAUUCUAUUGGCUGAUGGCAGUGAUAAGUUUUAUAUUGAUGAAACGGUCGGAUGGUUAAAUGCAACAGUAAUUUUUCCUCCAGAAUUAAAUUGUAUGCACUGUGUUUUGAGAUGGAACUAUGAAGCAGGAGAUAAUUGUGAAGAUGGCAGUCUUGGUUUGGGUUGUGGACCGCAUCAGGAGAACUAUAAAGGUUGUUCUGAUAUAAGUAUAUUGACGCCAAGUUCACGACAUGUAAAUGUGGGAUUGAACCUUUCGUUUACACUUUUAAAUCAUGAGACAAAUAUUAACAAUGCAGCACCACUUAUAAAUAACCAUGGUGUAAAACAGGUUGAGCCUGCUGAUGAACUAACUGAGCCUGAGACUGAGCUUGAGGAUUAGACUUACAUGUUAGAUUCAUAUGUGUGUUUUAAAAAUGUACAUAUUAUAAGUACAUACUUAUGUAUAUUUGUAUUAUGUGAUAACCAUUUAUGUUUAAUAAACGAGUUCAAAAAUUGAAA